This is a messenger RNA of Ochlerotatus camptorhynchus, 1980 nucleotides long. Its product is annotated as adenosine deaminase 2-like. Gene Ontology annotation, biological process: adenosine catabolic process; inosine biosynthetic process. The record is from RefSeq and is a predicted model, not a curated record. NCBI's taxonomy places the organism in Eukaryota, Metazoa, Arthropoda, Insecta, Diptera, Culicidae. Gene Ontology annotation, molecular function: adenosine deaminase activity. The coding region runs from base 267 to 1844 and encodes 525 amino acids. The transcript has 3 exons.
AAUGAGCCGUCGUCGCUGGUGCAAGUAGUGACACAUGUGGAGUGAGCACAUGAGAGUGAACGAGUGAACUAUUCCGUUAGACCCGGUUGUGUAUUAUAGAGUGCAGUCAAACGUACAUUUCGCGGAGCAUCGCAGACAGUCAGAGUAGAGAAUAGCGAAAUAGAACAUCAUAGACACUCUGAAAACGAGAUAAAAACAAUCACGUGAAUGGAUUAAACCAUCCAACGAGCUUUCUUUCAACAGAUCUUAAACCAUCUAAAGCAAACAUGAAGUUUCCCGUGCUUAUUUUGAUCGGCAUAGCAUUCCUGAAUGUUUCCGCUGGAAAACACAUAAUUUCCUCCAAUGCACCUUUAGCAAAACGGGAGCUCGCCAACAAACAUCCAACAUUCGAAGAAUACAAACGGCAACGGAAGACCUUUAUUCUGUCGGAAGAGCAUCGCUUCCUCGGAGCCAACCUGACCCUGACCGAUGACGAACAGACCGUCAACAAAUAUAUCAUGCAUUUGAAGCAGCAGGAGCUUGCCGAGGGCUUCAACGAUAGCUACAAUUUCAUCCCGGCAAGACACUUCUUCGAAAUGUUGGAUCGCUUCGAAACUUCCAAACUGUUUCAUAUCAUCCAACGACUUCCAAAGGGAGGUGUUCUGCAUGCUCAUGACACGGCUCUCGGCAGUGUUGAACUGAUAGUGAAUGCCACCUAUCGCGAGAACCUCUGGCAGAAUGGUGAGUUUGGAAAGAUUCCUGGACCUAUGUUCAAAUUUUCUAAAGAGAAACCCGGCGAUGAUUGGUCGCUGGUAUCUGAGAUUCGAAAAAGAAUGACGGACAAGGUUUACGAUGCCAAUGUCACCGAGUUAUUUAGUCUAUACAAUGCAGAUCCAUUGAAUGCCUACAAGAGUUUGGAUAAUGUAUGGAGCAAAUUCCAAAACCUCUUCAUGUGCUUAGAGCCAUUAAUUACAUACGAGCCGGUCUGGAGACAAUAUUAUCGCGAUUCAUUGCAACAGUUUUACGACGAUCACGUGCACUACCUGGAAUUCAGAGGAGUACUACCGCCGGUUUACGACUUGGAUGGGACAAUUUAUUCCUCAGAAGAAAUUGUUCAGAUGUACUACGAUGACACGGAAUUAUUCAAGCAGACUCAUCCGAAAUUUAUUGGCGUCAAGUUCAUCUACGCUCCAGUGCGCUUCAUGGCCGAUUCAGAUUUUCUGAGCAUCUUGAAAACUACUAGGCAACUGCAUUCGAAAUUUCCACGGUUUCUAGCUGGGUUCGAUCUGGUCGGGCAGGAAGAUCCGGGUAGGGCAUUGCUUGAGUUUGCUCCAGCCCUGUUGGAACUGCCAGAGUCCAUCAACUUCUUUUUCCACGCCGGAGAAACCAACUGGUUCGGUAUGAAGACCGAUGAGAACUUGAUCGAUGCUGUUCUGCUGGGCACCAAACGAAUCGGUCACGGAUUUGCCGUCCUCAAGCAUCCCAACGUACUGAAGGAGAUCAAGCGCCGACAGAUUUGCAUUGAAAUCAAUCCAAUCUCCAACCAGGUGCUCAAGCUGGUCCAAGAUCAACGGAACCAUCCGGCGGCCCUGCUCUUCUCAGACAACUAUCCGGUGGUGGUUUCCUCGGACGAUCCAUCCUUUUGGCGGGCUACUCCACUGAGCCACGAUUUCUACGUGGCUUUCACCGGGAUCGCUUCGGCCCAUCAAGAUUUGAGACUGUUGAAGCAGCUGGCACUGAAUUCGAUCGAGUACAGUGCCAUGAAUCAGGAUGAAAAGGUUGAUGCCAAGUAUAAGUGGAAACGGGCGUGGCAUGAAGCAAUCAGUGCACUGGCUCUGGAUAUUGUGGCUGAUAAGCUUCAUUAAGUGAUGUUAGAAGAUUGCCAAUGAUCAGAAAUGUUGGAAGUAUGGUGCUAUAAAUGAAGGAAGAACUCAUGGGGACUCCUCCGUUAGGAUUUGUUUUGUUAAUAAAGAUCUACUUAACUGCAGGGCUUUCGAUUCU